GUCGUCCAUCCAUCCUGUACAAUCGGAAUCUCGACAUCUUGGCCAGACAGAACACUUGGGAACAGUCUCUGGGAGCAUUCGGGCAGCAUAGAAUCAUAAACUCACCCCUCUCGAGGUCUUCUGGGAUUUGAGCGAACGGUCUUUGGGCUCGAUACCAAGGGCAGUUGGAUGCAGAUGGGCGCCAAAUUAUCCACGUGGAUUUGACUUCCAAAUCCGGACGGCGGGGUAUGGUCUUUCUCUCUUUCACAUCGUUGAGCACUGGACGCUGACCGAAAUGUUCUCGUGCUUCAGGUUGGCUUUACGUCGGCCGCCAACUGCCACUCGUUCACUGUCAACUGCACUUACCGAUUCACUAGCACCUGCAGCGGCAAGUGUGCCCCCCACAGCUGUCUCAAGACCCUCCGCGACAACGCCCAUCCAUGAUCUCAAGGGCACAUCAUCAUCAUCCAGUGUUGUUGCCUCUCCUAUCAUCCAGCCAGUUUACUUGAGCAUGUCGAGUCUCAUUCCGGCUGAAGAGGAUGCUACCGAGCUUGACGAAGUUGUUGAGCUAGAUCCAUUCGUUUUCGACCAUCCUAUCCGCCGAGAUGUUCUCCAUCUCUGUGUCGUACAAUAUCUUGAUUCACUGCGACAAGGGUCAGCCAACACCAAAACUCGUGGACAAGUGCGCGGCUCCGGCAGGAAAAUCAGACCCCAGAAGGGUACUGGUAAGGCACGUCUUGGAGAUGGGCAAAGUCCUAUGCUUCGAGGGGGAGGUCGUGCUUUUGGUCCCAAACCAAGAGACUUCAGCACCAAGUUGCCACGAAAAGUCAUUCAAAUGGGUAUGCGCGUGGCUCUGAGUGCCAGGCUGCAGGAGCAUGGCCUCGGGGUUGUGCGUAGCUUAGAAUGGCCCGGGUUCAAAACGAAGGACUUUGCAGAGAGGCUGGAGGAGUUGGGAUGGAAAAGGACUCUCUUUGUGACGGGGCAUGACCAGGUGCCAGAUGGUCUCCGAAGAGUCACCAGCAACCUCUACAAGGUUGAGUCAAAGUCGGCACAAGACUUGUCAGUAUACGACGCCGUCAAAUGGCCACGACUUAUAUUGGAUCUUCCAGCGGUGGAAUGGUUUGAACGGACACUCGCCAAGUCGGCGUCGUCUGCCAACUAGUUAAGGCUAGUUAAGGGUUCUUACCUGUCUUUCGUAGAUUAUCGGCUUGAAUAAUACUCGGUCUAUGGAGGCUGUUGUAUGCUUUAGCAAGUUUCGUUGUUCACCACUGCUAUUAAAUAUUAAAUGCUGAGCAUGUCGACGUCUGUGGGUGGGUAGCUCGGUCCGCUUGCCGCGUCGCGAUCAC
This is a messenger RNA of Somion occarium, 1325 nucleotides long. Lineage: Eukaryota; Fungi; Basidiomycota; Agaricomycetes; Polyporales; Cerrenaceae. The record is from the annotation of a GenBank genome assembly.